UUUUGGAUAGCGUAUGCCUUAAAUAUUAAAAACGUGUGUGUGUGUGUGUGUGUGUGUGGUGAUUUCGCCGACGACAUCUGGAUCGGGUCACAUGAUCCAAACAGCACACAAGGUCACGGGCGUUGCCUGUAGUCCCACCGGCGUGGCCAGUUCCCUUACAUAAUCUCCCAGUUCAAGAAACUAACGAGUGUCUAUUGCUGUGUGGCUCGAUUACAAAACUCUUCGCUCGAUUCUCGUAUGUCUGUCCUGUAAUUAUGGAUCUUAACACGGAUUCGAGAAGAAUAAUAACCAUGAACAAAGCUAGUACCUGCCUGGUUUGGAUUUUCAGAAUAUUUUUAAUCGUUUGUCUGAUUGUCAACGUUGCCAAUGCGUGUUCCUGUAUGUACCAACAUCCCCAAGAUCAUUAUUGUGAUUCAGAUUUCGUGGCUCUGGUAAAAGUCAAGCAAAGAGGAAAAUCUGACAGAACAUUAACAUCCUAUCAUAUUAAAAUUAAGAAGGAGUUUAAGAUGAGCGAGAAAGCUCGACACGCUCUAAGUCAAGGAUUAAUUUGGACAAGUAAUUUGGAGUCUUUAUGUGGAGUCAAUUUAAGACCGACUCGCUAUUUAAUAACAGGUCGAGUUUCCGGAGAAAAAGUUUGGGUAGGUAUUUGCAAUUUUGUUAAAGAAUGGUCGUCACUGACAGCAAAGCAGAAAAAAGGUUUCCGCAGACUUUACCAACAAGCAUGCCAUUGUAAAAUAACGAAGAAUUAUAUACACAACAAUAACACCACAGUCAGGCCACAGUGUUAUUGGGAAACUUGGAAAAGCGUAAAAUAUGACUGUCAAAAUUUAUAUUCUAUCUGCGCACCUUCCUCUCAUCACAUGAAAGAAUGUGUUUGGUUGAAAAGCAGAGCCUAUCGUCACUGUAUGAAAGAAAAAAGAGAUUUUCUCUACAGAGAACCUUAAAUUUAUCUUAACAGAUUCAUCGUCGAUACUCUUUCGGAGGUAUCAUAAUGAGCUUUGCCACUAGGUGGCAGAAUUAUGCUCGAGUCUCAGUAGUAGGACGAAACUCUCUCUCUCGAAGUUUAUCAUUUAAAAUAUUUUAAGAGUACAAUUUUAUGACAUCGUAGAUUAGGAGAGUGAAAACACGAUUUUUAAAUGUAGAUCGGCCAAAAAAAAAUAUAAAUUUAUCCAUCAGAAUUUACAUUAAAAUAUAUAUUAUGUUUUUCAAAUUUCUGCUGAUAAAGUAGGCAUUAUGUAUUUUAUGACACGUUCUGAUAAAUUAUGUCUGCGGUGAUUAAUUGCCAAUAUUUUUAAAUGUCAAUUUUGAUAUAAAUGCACCCUGGUUCAUCGCGUUCUUUUGUAAAUUAGAAAUAUGUUUAAAUGUAUGUAUUCAUUGUAGUAUUUAAAUUGUGUUUGUGAAGAACCUGUAUACUGGUCUCCAACGCGUAUAGUUUUGUAAUUAGGUCUACACUAGUAUUCAAGUGUAGUUGAUGGACCAAUAAAAACGUACAAAUGUAAUUUA
Centruroides sculpturatus (bark scorpion) is the source of this 1503-nucleotide messenger RNA. RefSeq names its product metalloproteinase inhibitor 3-like. The transcript has 6 exons. Bases 255 to 944 code for a protein of 229 amino acids. NCBI's taxonomy places the organism in Eukaryota, Metazoa, Arthropoda, Arachnida, Scorpiones, Buthidae. Gene Ontology annotation, molecular function: metalloendopeptidase inhibitor activity; protease binding. Gene Ontology annotation, biological process: negative regulation of membrane protein ectodomain proteolysis; negative regulation of endopeptidase activity. Gene Ontology annotation, cellular component: extracellular matrix. The record is from RefSeq and is a predicted model, not a curated record.